AUGGAUAGCUCUCCAGACAGUGGCGGGGAGUGUGAUAUAUAUUCAAUGAAUGAUCGAAUUCAACAGUUGGAACAGGAAAAAUCAAUAUUAAUACAAGAAAACAAAACAUUAAAAAGCCAAUUUGAUGAAUCCUUAAAAGAACUACAAAAAAUAGAUGAAAUUAAGUGCGAAAAUACAGACUUAAAGAAAAAUCUCUCAGAAUCUUUAACGAAUUUACAAGAUCUUCAGAGACGUCUCGAUAUUUCAUUGAAAAAUAACCAAGAACUGAACAGAAAGCUACAAUCAAUACAGGAAUCAAAUCAAAAUUCAUUUAAUUUUGAGUUACAAUCCUUGAAAAGGCAAUUGAACGAGAAUAACGAAAAUCAUGCAAAAGAAGUUGAAGAAUUGCAACGCAAUAUUGAUGACAAUGCUGCUGCAUUAUCUGAAAUGCAGAAACAGAUAGCAAUUGCUAAUUCUCUUACUUCAAAAACAAUAAAUCUUGCAAACGUAUUUUUCGAAGUCGAAUUUCCAGACAUAUUUUCAUUACAUAGUUUCUUAUCCGAUGUUAGAAACAAACCAGUACAAACAACUCCAGAAAUUCAAAACAUUCAAGAUAACGAACUAUUAUUAACUCAAUUAAAGACGAAACUUAAUAAAGAAAAGCAGAAAUACCAGAGAUUAAAAGUGGAUCACUUUUCCCAGCAGCAAGACUUCCAAUUCCAAUUAAACGAAAAAGACCGCCAAAUCUCUGAAAUUACUGAGCGACUUCAAAAAGCAAUUUCAGAAAAUAACGAACAACAGCUCAACUAUGAAAAUCAAAUUUCCGAACUAAAAAUCAAGAAACCUACAAGAAAUGCUUCAGUUCAAGUUAUUUCAGUAAUAAAUACAACAGAACCAACACAAUCAUCGAGUGAAACAAAUACUAAUGAUAAUAAUACUCAACUUUUACCAACUACAGACCAAUCACAAGCCAUAAAAGCGUUAAAAGCACAAAAUGCAGAUUUAUUAGAAGAAAUCAAGGACCUUAAACAGAAGAAAGACAAGCUAACAGAGAAACUAAAGAAAUUACCACAAGAUUCACAGCAGAAUCUUGAUACAGAACUGAAACGUCUCAAAGGAGAGUUAGAUUUCAAGAAUAAAGACAUAGAAAGCAUGAAAUUACAAUUAAUGGCUGCAAGAGCAUCAAACGAAGAAGCUAAUACCACAUUUAUUGCUCUUAAAAACGAAAAAGAGAAAAUAAUUGACUGCUUAAACACAUUACAAGGCCAAUAUGAAGACCAGAAGACUGAAAUAUCACGUUUAACAUUCGAGCGAAACGGCCUUGCAUCAUUACUCCAGAGAUUAUCUAAUAUAACAACUUAUUUGGAACAUAAAGACCAAAAAGUGCCAAAACCGCUUCCAAUAAUUCUUCCGCCUUCAAAAACAGAAGAAAUAAUUUUAUGGAAUUUCGAACCGUUACCUGCUGACUUACGAGCAAUAUUAGAACGUGUUGCAAGUAACUAUUCCGCAUCAAACACAAGUAGACUCAAAUCUGUUGUUUCUGUCGUUGGUCAGUACAUAAAUGACUUAAAUGAGACAACUAAAAUAGAAUUAUCAGAACUCAGACAGUCUAUCAACGAUUUUAAUAAGAAGCAUGUCCAGCUGGUGUCUGAUUUGGCCGAUGUUUUCGGUGAAGAAGUCAACGAAUCAAAUGUAAUUGAAUUUAUUUUAUCGUUGAAAGACCAAAUCGACACAUUAAAUGCUGAAUUAGAGUCAUCCAAUAGCAAAGUCAUUGAUUUUCUACAGAGAUCAAACAUGAAUUCAUUUGAUGAAAUUAUUUCCAAUUUUGCAAAGAAAGAAAAAGCAAUUCAAAGCUUAACAAACCAAUUAGAAGACGAGAAAGAAGAAGCAGAAUCACUCAAACGAGAUGUUAAGAUGUUAAAGAAGGCAUUUUCUCGUGCAGAGAAACAACUUUCUGCAUCAAAUGAAUCAUUAAAAGAAAGUUUACUUGAUUGCGAAAAUGCAAAAGCAAAACUAAGAGAACAAUUGGCAAAUCAAAGAAAACAAUGCUGUGAUCUAGUAAACGAAAUGGCAGAACUCAGACAACAAUGUAAAGAUGAAGUAGACGAAGUUAGAGAGAAUUAUGAUGAUUUGCUUUCUCAAAUCGAAAUGUCUAAACUUGAUAACUCCAACAGAUCAAAUACAGCUGUAAACACAAUUAACUCAGAAAAACAAGCCAUUCUGAAGAAGUUAAAUGAAAAGGAGAAAGCUAUUGAAAGACUUACAGAUGAAUUAGAGACACAAGCUAAAAGAAAUCAACAGUUUUCAGAUGAAAUAGAAAGAUUAACUGACAAAAUUGAUGAACAAAAGAUUUGUUUCGAUGAGAAAUUAUCCAAAGAGAAAGAACAGUUAAUUAAUGAUUACGAGGCUAAAAUCAAUGACUACAUGAAGAAAUCUAAAACAGAUGCAGAACUAGUUAAGAAGACAACAGAAACUCUUAAAAACAAUGAACAAAAACAACAAAUUUUGCUGCAAAAAGUGAAAGAAUUGGAAAGACAAUUAGCAUUGAGUGAAUCGCAGAGAAAGAAUACAAUAGAAUGUGCAGAAAGACAAAAGAAACUCUUCGAAGCUCAGCAGAAAUCAGUGAUGAUAAACGCGGAUAUUAAAAAGAGUGAAUAUACAUAUCAGAUUAAACAAGAAUAUGAACAGAAAGAGAGACAAAUAAUUAACACUUUUGCUCAGAAUUUCCAUAGAUUUGUUGAUAUCAACAAUCAAAUCGACAUCAAUUCAUUCCAAUCUGCAAUUGUUUUGUUGAAAUCUGAAUUGGAAAGACUCCAAACAAUAGAAAGAUCUAUUAGAUCAAUAUGCGGUGCAAGCGAAGGUGACAAAACGGAGGACGCUUUGACCUUCUUUGCUAUCCAGCAUAAAAGAGCUACAAAUUAA
Messenger RNA from Trichomonas vaginalis G3, 2901 nucleotides. RefSeq lists its product as uncharacterized. The coding region runs from base 1 to 2901 and encodes 966 amino acids. The transcript has a single exon. NCBI's taxonomy places the organism in Eukaryota, Parabasalia, Trichomonadida, Trichomonadidae. The record is from RefSeq and is a predicted model, not a curated record.